CUGCACCCGGCCGGUCCUUAUUGUGUCUGUGUGAAGUCAUAUGGGAGAGCCUGAGUCUACCAACUCUAACGUUUGAUUGUUUUUCCUGGACUCGUUUCAAAACAAGCAGUGACAUGGAGGUCAGCUUAGAGGCCAAGAGGAUCAUGGUCGUGGCUUUGGGGAAACUGUACAGCUCCCGCACCCAGCGAGGGGGUCUCCGUCUCCACCGGAGCCUCCUCCUGACUCUGGUAAUGAAAUCUGCCCGGGACAUGUACCAUGAGGCCCAGACGACGGCGGAAAGUGUUGCAUCAGGAUGUGAACAGCAGCAACAACAACCACCACAACAACAACAGUUCACGGGUGACGUGGGCACAGAGCCCACGGGCGCUCAAAUGGAGCCCACGGGUCCCGCUUCUCUUGCCACCGGAAAGCCUCGGACGUUACCCCGGGAGGAGGUCGUACGCCCCCCCGCAGAGAUUCGCCGCGACGCAGUAAACAAGGAGAAUUUGUGCCCGACUCAGCACUGCAGGAAAAGACGAGGGAAAGCGGCUGUUGAACCGGACUUUCUGCCUUGCAAGAAAGCUAAACUUGAGCAGCAGCUCCUUGUAAAUUCAGUUUUGCUGGACUAUGUGAACUGCAGCAGUGAACUGGGAGCGCACCCCACCCCCAUACCUCUACAGAGAGCCAUUGGAGCGUGUUGAAACCCUGCGCAGGAUAAAGGCAAUAAAGUUUCAACUCGGCCUGGGAGCCAGAACUCUACUACGGGGCCCUUCCAGGGUGGUUUGGGUGAAGACCCGGGAGCAUGUGUCCUGAAAGAACCAAACAUGACUGUGAACAAGCCUGGGCACGUUAAAGGAAUCAAGGAAGUAGGCCUAGUCCAGUUGGUGUGUAGUAGUCCCAGUGACUUUUGGCCUAGUUAUUGGCCAACGCUAAACAGUGGACUGGCUUCAGCUGACCAAAGGCAGAACUCAAACUGCCUCUGAGAACAUUUACAGCUCAGCAAAUGUAACAUGUGGUGAGCGUGGGGACCAGCGCUGUGAGAUGACAUGUGUUGAUGAAUUCAAGUGUAAAACAAUGACUACAACUACCUCAGUAUUUAUUAAAACAUGUUAUUGAA
Molecule: messenger RNA, 1096 nt
Organism: Etheostoma cragini (Arkansas darter)
Lineage: Eukaryota; Metazoa; Chordata; Actinopteri; Perciformes; Percidae
Gene: ier2a
Product: immediate early response 2a
Exons: 1
Coding region: 114-680 (188 amino acids)
Source: RefSeq, a predicted model, not a curated record